Molecule: messenger RNA, 624 nt
Organism: Penicillium argentinense
Lineage: Eukaryota; Fungi; Ascomycota; Eurotiomycetes; Eurotiales; Aspergillaceae
Product: GNAT family N-acetyltransferase
Exons: 3
Coding region: 1-624 (207 amino acids)
Source: RefSeq, a predicted model, not a curated record
AUGACCGAAUCCCAAUUCAAAGUCAAAGUUAUUCCCACGAAAGAAGAGUAUGCACGACUCGUCGACGUGCUGUGGUCUGCCAAUUUUAAUCCCUACAAUCCCAUCUGCACAACCGUCCAUCUGAUCACCGGGCACACACCCUCAGACCGCGCCCGCGACAAAGCCCUCGACACCAAAAUCUGGUGGAACGCAAGCGCAAACAAUCCCUACUCGCACCUAAUCUACGUCCUCGACAAAGAAACCAGCCACGUCGCUGGCGGCUGCGAAUGUUUCAUCUUCUGCGAAAACCCAUUCCCCAACGGCCCCCAGCCCAUAAAAUGCACCUGGUACCCCGACGGCAGCAAAAGAAAAGAGUACGCAGAGUGCAUGCUUUCGCAGGCUUCCUUCCUGCGCCAGUCCUGGUUCCAGCGGCCUCAUGCCGGCGUUAAUGCCAUGGGCGUUCAUCCGGAGCUUAGGCGCCGAGGUUUCGGGAGGCUUCUGGAGGGGGGACAUGCGAGAAUUGAUCCGUUGGGGUAUGAGAGUUUUAUUGAGCGGAGUCCAGCUGACGGUGGCUUUAUGAGAAGUAUGGGUAUCGGAGAGCUAUGGGGUUCCGCCUGGGAUUUUGUUGCUUUGGAGGCCGCCUAG